Messenger RNA from Penicillium pulvis, 681 nucleotides. RefSeq names its product putative vesicle transport v-SNARE protein Gos1. Gene Ontology annotation, biological process: endoplasmic reticulum to Golgi vesicle-mediated transport; vesicle fusion. Gene Ontology annotation, molecular function: SNAP receptor activity. The transcript has 3 exons. NCBI's taxonomy places the organism in Eukaryota, Fungi, Ascomycota, Eurotiomycetes, Eurotiales, Aspergillaceae. Gene Ontology annotation, cellular component: SNARE complex; Golgi medial cisterna; cis-Golgi network. The coding region runs from base 1 to 681 and encodes 226 amino acids. The record is from RefSeq and is a predicted model, not a curated record.
AUGACGUCCACCAGCUCCGGUUGGUCGCAGCUUCGCCAGCAAGCCCGCUCCCUCGAGACUCAGACCGAAAACCUCUUCCAUACUUAUGCACAAUUUGCCUCUCUUACAAAGCCUCCACCAGAACCCACAGAAGAGGAGCUGCGGAUUGAAUCCCAACUGAAAGACCUCCUUGAACGACGUGAUGCCCUAAUUGCUCAGCUAUCUCGCCUUCUUGACUCCGAAGCUACCCUCACAUCUUCCGCCCUGAAACAGAGCAAUCUUUCCCGCCAUCGUGAAGUUCUUCAAGACCACCGCCGCGAGCUCCAAAGACUGAGUUCCGCUAUCGCCGAGGCACGCGACCGUGCCAACCUUCUCUCCAAUGUGCGCUCCGAUAUUGAUGCCUACCGCGCAUCGAACCCCAGUGCUGCCGAGGCUGAAUACAUGCUUGAGGAGCGUGGCCGAGUCGAGAACAGCCACAACAUGAUGGACGGCGUGCUCAGCCAGGCAUAUGCGAUUAACGAGAACUUUGGUGUGCAGCGUGAAACUCUCGCCAGCAUUAACCGGCGCAUUGUCGGUGCUGCCAGUCAAGUCCCUGGCAUGAACUACCUCAUGACCAAGAUCGGGACGAAGAAGCGGAGAGAUGCGAUUAUCUUGGGAUGCUUCAUUGGGUUCUGUUUCCUGAUGCUGCUUUACUUCCAUUAA